Ailuropoda melanoleuca (giant panda) is the source of this 3573-nucleotide messenger RNA. RefSeq names its product protein FAM163A. Bases 276 to 779 code for a protein of 167 amino acids. NCBI's taxonomy places the organism in Eukaryota, Metazoa, Chordata, Mammalia, Carnivora, Ursidae. The transcript is spliced from 5 exons. The record is from RefSeq and is a predicted model, not a curated record.
GGGCCAGUGCUCGGGGCGCCGGGGAACGCAGAGGAGCCUCGCGUGGGCAGCCCCAGGCCCGGGCGCUCGGAAGGACGCGCGCAGACCCGGCGCCAGCCGAACGCGGGAGCGGCCGCUGGAGCGAAGCUGCUCAGCCACGGAACUGAUGCCCUUGGCCAUGACGCACCCCCAACCUCUGUCUGCUCAGACGCAGCCCGCGUGACCGAGCCAUCGCUGUCCCAGCUGUUUCCCGUCACUGUUCCCUUUACUGAACAGUUUGAUGGGGCAUCGGGCGGAUGACAGCGGGAACAGUUGUGAUCACCGGCGGAAUCCUAGCUACGGUCAUCCUCCUCUGCAUCAUCGCCGUCCUGUGCUACUGCAGGCUCCAGUAUUACUGCUGCAAGAAGAGCAGAGCCGAAGAUGCAGACGACGACGAUGAGGAGGAGCACGACCUGCCCCCACACCCCCGAGGCCCCAUCUGCAAUGCCUGCAGCUCCCAAGCCCCGGACGGCCGAGGCGGCCUGGCGCCUCUCACCAGCGAGCCCUGCGGCCAGCCGUGUGGGGGGGCAGCCGGCCAUUGCACCAUCUGCUCCCCAUACAGCUCCCCCUUUUACAUACGGACGGCUGACAUGGUACCCAAUGGGGGCGGAGGCGAGAGGCUCUCGUUCGCUCCUACAUACUACAAGGAAGGGGGACCCCCAUCCCUCAAGUUGGCCGUGCCCCAGAGUUACCCGGUGACGUGGCCAGGCUCUGGGCGCGAGGCCUUCACCAAUCCAAGGGCUAUUAGUACAGACGUGUAACCCCAUUCACCCCUGACCCCUCCACAUACCGAUGCUGCUGUCCUGGCAGGAACAAUGGGGGCAGCAGGGGACCCCUCCAACAGCCCACAAGGGCAAGCUCAGUGGGUUUUUUGCCUUUUUUGUUUUUGUUUUGUUUUUUUUUUUUUUUGGCUUUUCUUGCCCCACAGUGGAAUUCAAGCUGCUGAGUGCAUUGAGAACCAGGGCAGGGCCCGGCCUCGUGGCCCAGAGGUGGGGGCCGGCAGGAGGAGUGGGCAGCCGUGCCUGUGUCUGUGCUGGGACGUUCACCCACCAGCUCCAGCCCUGCCGCAGCCCCUCUUACUUCCCUCGCUCCCCCAGCUUUGCCGGACUGUGAGAGGAGGAGUAGCAGGGAAAGUUAAACCAAGGCUCUGGGGGCACCCAGACUCCUGGGGGAUGGAAGAAGAAAGGGGACCUAGGGCGUGGGGAGAGGUGAGAAGUAAGGCCCUGCAGCAUCUGAGAAGGGAGAGGAAGGUGUUCAGGGGAACUUUUUGGGACCUGCUUGCUAAAACGAACCCGAGACCCAGUUCACAAGCUAGUUUUGUAUUUGGUGAUCAGGGGGACUGCAGUCCCUGUAGCUGCCCCAAUAUGGAUAUGGAUUCUGGAACCCAGUAUGUUCCCUUCCUUGUGGGACACAUUGAGCAGACUCAGAAGGCCAUGGCCUGAGGUUAUUUGUGGGGAAUGCACCAAAAAGGGAUGCCUAACUUUGUCUCCCCCCAAAUCCUCUUCCUCUGCCUCCGGAACCAGCUGCCCUGCUGGAGAAACUUGCUGAAGUUUUGUGACUGAGUUUGAGCAGUUCGGCCAUUGAGACCUUGCUGAUGUCUCUGGGGCCCCGGUCUGCCACCCUGAGUCGUGUGUGUGUGUGUAGGAGCAGUGCUGGGACGGUGUGUGUGUUCUCAGGUGGGGACACACCUGUCGCCACUGCACACAUCACACACCAGGGGCUCUGCCACCCCUGGGAGCUGCGGAGUGGAUGGGGCUCUGAUGUACUGACUAGAAAGGAAAAUCUGGCCAGCCGACAGCAUGAGUGCAAGGUGACUGAGGUGGCUAGUCCCCUAGCACGCAGCCGGCUGGUGCGGGAAGAGCCUGCCGUCUCCCAGGGGACAGUGCUACAGCAUUGAUGCCACGUACCCCCUUUAGAGGCCCAGCCUUCUACUCGGGCGUCCAGCCACGGCAUCCCAGAGCUGGACGAUGUCAUGCCACCAGGAACAGCAGCCCCCACUCCUGGAUUCCAUACUUGCUGCCCUCCCUCCGCUGCAUCCUCCCCCCCGACCCCCCAGUCUCCAGUGAGGUCCUGUUAAUUGCCCGAGCCCUGCCCUCACUUCCCACUCAAAACCCCGCUGUGGCCUAAUGCCAUUUGAGGGAACGCACCUGAGGAGUUUUCCAGUUGCCUCUAUACUAAGGAGUGGCUGCUCCCCCUUUUAAGGGCAUAUAACUCCCAGCACUUCUGAGUCACCGCAUGCUGCAGGGGGUGGGGCAGGGAAAGAGCUAGCCCCUUUGCUGAAAUCGUGAUUUUGCAUUGGAGAAAGGGCCACGUGCAGCUGGGAGGAGGGAGAGAAUUCACCACACUUCUCAUUUCACUCUGUCUGGGCACUUGUCACCUUGCAUCUCAGCUGUAAUUGGGGCACAGUGGGUGACGAAUCAGAGGACCUGGGGUCUGGUCACACUGAGGUCACUCAUUAGCUCUAGGACCAGUCAUUUAUCUUCUCUGAGACCCUAUGUUCUCCAGGAAAAGGAGACCUGCCCAGACGGACCCUAAGAGGCCACUAGUGCUCAGAACAGCCAGGACUUCCUGAAAACAUCUGGCGGCCACGCUGCUCUUCCUUGCCUGAGUCCUGGUAGGGGCGAGAUGCGCUUGCCAGUGGCCUCAUCCAGCGUGUGGGGAUGUGUGUUGAGGACUGAGCCACCGCCGUGAAAUACAGGCUUAGCAGGCAAAAUGAUUUUAAUUGUUCAGUGAAAAGCAAACGUGUUUGUCUGAUUCUCCUCCUGGGUGAUCUCAGACGGUAACAUGUCCUUAUACGAGGAGGCGGCUCUAGGCAGGGGAUCAUGAGAUCUGUCUCCCAGUCCAGAGGGAUGAGUUUAGGACAGCAAAUUUAACAUGCUCCAUCCCAUCAUCAGUCCUUAUUAGGCCAAGUGCGCCCCCUUGCCAUGAGCUGCUGGGUCUGCCUGCCGUUGGGGCCUCCUGAUGACCAGCCCCACGGCCCUGCUGCCCGGGAAGUCCACAGCCAGUCAACCAGAGCAAGGGCUGUUGGUCCUCGCCAAACAGUGUCAUUGCUCCUCCCCCCUUUGGAGAAAUCAAGGCAGCCCAGUCAGCUAUCACCUGCUUCCAGCUUGGAUCUACUGGGGCCCUGAGUGACAAGCAUAUUACACAGUCCCCACUCCUCCUGUAGCUUUCCCAGCCUAGAUCUUGUCAACCUACACAUCGAAAUCUGGGUUUUCGGGCACUGGAGAGAGGAUGGGCCACGGCUCUCCCCACCACACCCCCACAACAGGCAGGGCGCAGUCUCCGGAUCGCAGCGAGGGUCUUACCUACGCAAGAGGAAGCUCACCCAUUCAACUGUGCUGUGCACUUUCUCACUGUGGGGUCUGUGCUAUGGGACAUUAUCCAGACACUUUUCAAAUCGUACCCUAACAGGAAGAGAAGCAGAGGCUGGGAACACCCGGUCCUCUCUGCCAUCUUGUCUCCACGUCCACAUCACCGCUCCCGCUACAGAUUUCCUGUCCUGCAUCUUUGAUAACCUGGAGUCACGGCCAAGUGAAUGUCCAAAUAAAUGAGGAA